GCACCGGGCCACCAGGCGGAGCGGCAGGCACCGGGCCACCAGGCGGAGCGGCAGGCACCGGGCCCCCAGGCGGGGCGACAGGCACCGGGCCCCCAGGCGGGGCGACAGGCACCGGGCCCCCAGGCGGGGCGACAGGCACCGGGCCCCCAGGCGGGGCGACAGGCACCGGGGCGGACCCCAGGCGGAGCGACAGGUCUCGGGCCCCCAGGCAGAGCGGCGGGCACGGACCCCCAGGUGGAGCGACAGGUCUCGGGCCCCCAGGCGGAGCGGCGGGCGCCGGACCCCCAGGCGGAGCGACAGGUCUCGGGCCCCCAGGCGGAGCGGCGGACCCCCAGGCGGAGCGACAGGUCUCGGGCCCCCAGGCGGAGCGGCGGGCGUGCCGGACCCCCAGGCGGAGCGACAGGUCUCGGGCCCUCAGGCGGAGCGGCGGGCGCCGGACCCCCAGGCGGAGCGACAGGUACCGAGUCACCAGGCACGACAGUGGGCUCCGAGUCAACUGGCAUGACCACUGGCACUGGGUCAGACAUUGGAUCGUCUGGCUGGACAGCGGGCAUCGGGUCACCAAGCAUCAGGUCAUUUGGCUCGACAGCG
Molecule: messenger RNA, 591 nt
Organism: Staurois parvus
Lineage: Eukaryota; Metazoa; Chordata; Amphibia; Anura; Ranidae
Source: the annotation of a GenBank genome assembly